Messenger RNA from Physeter macrocephalus (sperm whale), 4876 nucleotides. RefSeq names its product SWI/SNF related BAF chromatin remodeling complex subunit C1 (gene SMARCC1). Gene Ontology annotation, molecular function: histone binding; nucleosomal DNA binding. The transcript has 28 exons. The record is from RefSeq and is a predicted model, not a curated record. Gene Ontology annotation, biological process: positive regulation of DNA-templated transcription. Gene Ontology annotation, cellular component: SWI/SNF complex; npBAF complex; nBAF complex. Bases 1 to 3318 code for a protein of 1105 amino acids. Lineage: Eukaryota; Metazoa; Chordata; Mammalia; Artiodactyla; Physeteridae.
AUGGCCGCGGCGGCGGGCGGCGGCGGGCUGGGGGCGACGGCGGGCGCUGUGGGUCUGGGAGGCGCGGCGGCGGCCGCGGGCCUGGCAGUUUAUCGGCGGAAGGACGGGGGCCCGACCAGCAAGUUUUGGGAGAGCCCGGAGACGGUGUCCCAGCUGGAUUCGGUGCGGGUCUGGCUGGGCAAGCACUACAAGAAGUAUGUUCAUGCAGAUGCUCCUACCAAUAAAACACUGGCUGGGCUGGUGGUACAGCUGCUCCAGUUCCAGGAAGAUGCCUUUGGGAAACAUGUCACCAACCCGGCCUUCACCAAACUCCCUGCAAAAUGUUUCAUGGAUUUCAAAGCUGGAGGCACCUUGUGUCACAUUCUUGGGGCUGCUUACAAAUAUAAAAAUGAACAGGGAUGGCGGAGGUUUGAUCUACAGAAUCCAUCCCGAAUGGAUCGUAAUGUUGAAAUGUUUAUGAACAUUGAAAAAACAUUGGUGCAGAGCAAUUGUCUGACCAGACCCAACAUCUACCUCAUUCCAGACAUUGAUCUGAAGUUGGCUAACAAAUUGAAAGAUAUAAUCAAACGACAUCAGGGGACAUUUACUGAUGAGAAGUCAAAAGCUUCCCACCACAUUUAUCCGUAUCCUUCCUCACAAGAGGAUGAAGAGUGGUUGAGACCUGUGAUGAGAAAAGACAAGCAGGUGUUAGUGCAUUGGGGGUUUUACCCAGACAGCUAUGAUACUUGGGUCCAUAGUAAUGAUGUUGAUGUGGAAAUUGAAGAUCCACCAAUUCCAGAAAAGCCAUGGAAGGUUCAUGCAAAAUGGAUUUUGGACACUGAUGUUUUCAAUGAAUGGAUGAAUGAGGAGGAUUAUGAGGUGGAUGAGAACAGGAAGCCCGUGAGUUUUCGUCAGCGAAUUUCAACAAAGAAUGAAGAGCCAGUCAGAAGUCCAGAGAGAAGAGAUAGAAAAGCAUCAGCUAAUGCUCGAAAGAGGAAACAUUCACCUUCCCCUCCACCUCCCACACCCACAGAAUCCCGGAAGAAGAGCGGGAAGAAAGGCCAAGCUAGUCUUUAUGGGAAGCGGAGAAGUCAGAAAGAGGAAGAUGAGCAAGAAGAUCUUACCAAGGACAUGGAAGACCCAACACCUGUACCCAACAUAGAGGAGGUGGUUCUUCCAAAAAAUGUAAACCCAAAGAAAGAUAGUGAAAAUACACCUGUUAAAGGAGGAACUGUAGCAGAUCUAGAUGAGCAGGAUGAAGAAACAGUCACAACAGGAGGAAAGGAAGAUGAAGAUCCUGGCAAAGGUGAUCAGAGUCGGUCAGUUGACCCUGGUGAAGAUAAUGUGACAGAGCAGACCAAUCACAUUAUUAUUCCUAGCUAUGCAUCGUGGUUUGAUUAUAACUGUAUUCAUGUGAUUGAACGGCGUGCUCUUCCUGAGUUUUUCAAUGGAAAAAACAAAUCCAAGACUCCAGAGAUAUACUUGGCAUAUCGAAAUUUUAUGAUCGACACAUACCGCCUGAAUCCCCAGGAAUAUUUAACCAGCACUGCUUGUCGGAGGAACUUGACUGGAGAUGUAUGUGCUGUGAUGAGGGUUCAUGCCUUUUUAGAGCAGUGGGGGCUUGUUAAUUACCAAGUGGAUCCAGAAAGUCGACCCAUGGCAAUGGGACCUCCUCCGACUCCUCAUUUCAAUGUAUUAGCUGAUACCCCCUCUGGGCUUGUACCUCUACAUCUUCGAUCACCUCAGGUUCCUGCUGCUCAGCAGAUGUUAAAUUUUCCUGAGAAGAACAAGGAAAAACCAAUUGAUUUGCAGAACUUUGGUCUUCGUACUGACGUUUACUCCAAGAAAACCUUAGCAAAGAGUAAAGGUGCUAGUGCUGGAAGAGAAUGGACUGAACAGGAGACACUUCUGCUGCUGGAGGCUCUGGAGAUGUAUAAGGAUGAUUGGAACAAAGUGUCAGAACAUGUUGGAAGUCGCACGCAGGAUGAAUGCAUCCUCCACUUUUUGAGGCUUCCCAUUGAGGACCCAUACCUUGAGAAUUCUGAUGCUUCCCUGGGGCCCCUGGCCUACCAGCCUGUCCCCUUCAGUCAGUCAGGAAACCCAGUCAUGAGCACUGUUGCUUUUUUGGCAUCUGUGGUGGAUCCUCGUGUGGCAUCUGCUGCAGCCAGAGCAGCUUUGGAAGAGUUUUCUCGAGUCCGGGAGGAGGUACCACUGGAAUUGGUGGAAGCUCACGUCAAAAAAGUACAAGAAGCAGCACGAGCCUCUGGGAAAGUGGAUCCCACCUAUGGUUUGGAGAGCAGCUGCAUUGCAGGCACAGGGCCAGAUGAGCCAGAGAAGCUUGAAGGAGCUGAAGAGGAAAAAAUGGAAACAGAUACUGAUGGUCAGCAGCCUGAAAAGGCUGAAAACAAAGGGGAGAAUGAAAUGGAUGAAGGUGAUAAAGCUCAAGAUGGAGAAAAUGAAAAAAAUAGUGAGAAAGAACAGGAUAGUGAAGUUAGUGAAGAUACCAAAUCAGAAGAAAAGGAGACUGAAGAGAACAAGGAACUCACUGAUACUUGUAAAGAAAGAGAAAGUGAUAUUGGGAAGAAGAAAGUAGAACAUGAAAUUUCUGAAGGAAAUGUAGCCACAGCCGCAGCAGCUGCUCUUGCCUCAGCUGCAACCAAAGCCAAGCACUUGGCUGCCGUGGAAGAGAGAAAGAUCAAGUCUUUGGUAGCUCUCCUGGUUGAGACACAAAUGAAGAAACUGGAGAUCAAACUUAGACAUUUUGAGGAACUGGAAACCAUCAUGGACAGAGAGAAAGAAGCUUUAGAACAACAGAGGCAGCAGUUGCUUACUGAACGCCAGAACUUCCACAUGGAACAGCUGAAAUACGCUGAGUUGCGAGCCCGACAGCAAAUGGAACAGCAGCAGCAUGGGCAGAACCCUCAACAGGCACACCAGCACUCAGGAGGGCCUGGCCUGGCACCACUGGGAGCAGCAGGGCACCCUGGCAUGAUGCCUCAUCAGCAGCCCCCUCCCUACCCUCUGAUGCACCACCAGAUGCCGCCACCUCAUCCACCCCAGCCAGGUCAGAUACCAGGUCCAGGUUCCAUGAUGCCUGGGCAGCCCAUGCCAGGCCGCAUGAUGUCCACCGUUGCAGCCAACAUCCACCCCCCUGGGAGUGGCCCUACCCCUCCUGGUAUGCCUCCAGUCCCAGGAAACAUCUUAGGACCCCGGGUACCCCUCUCGGCACCUAACGGCAUGUAUCCCCCUCCGCCGCAGCAGCAGCCACCUCCUCCACCACCUGCAGAUGGAGUCCCUCCGCCUCCCGCUCCAGGCCCACCAGCCUCGGCUGCACCCUAGCCUGGAAGAUGCAGGGGACGUCCACGCCCAGCGCCACCAGCUGGAGUGGGGAUGACAGGACUUGUGUUCCUCAGCUUCCUUGGGUUUCUUUCAGGAUUUUUCUUCUUGCAGCCCCAAGCACACAUCCCAUAUUUCCCCAUUUCUCUUGCCACCCCUGUCCGUGCUCUGACACGUCUUGUGUUAGGUCCUCCUCCAACUCUCAGGGGGAAGCCUGUGGUGACAGUGUGCCCUGGUCAUCCUAAAAAUACCCAGCGUCUGCCUGUCCUGGUAUGGGGUAUGCUGACAGUUUAUCUGCAGGUCCUGUCAACAUUAGUGUUUCUAUGUCUGUCAUUUUUGCUCUCCUGCAGUUUUUUUGCUUUGUCUUAUGCUUCUAUGGAUAAUGCUUUAUAAUUAUUAUCUUUUUCUUUUUUGGCGGGGGGUGGGGGGAGGGUGAGGCGGGUUGUUAUUGCUUUAAAGGAGAGCAUCCUAAGUUAAUAGGAACCAAAAAAUAGUGAUGGGCAGAGGGGAUAGCCAGAAGGGAUAAACCUUAAGGCAUUUUAAGUGACCUUAUUUCUGCUUAUCUGAGCUAAGAAUGGUGCUGAUGGUGAAGGUUCAUGAGACUUUUGCCACACAUGGACGCACCAGAAUUAAAAAGAGAUGGGGAAAGGGAUCCCACUGAUUUCAUCCCUAGUGGGGACUGUGAGAGCCUCCAGCCUGCCUGGCAGAACAUCCCCCUUUAGUCCCUGGUAGGGGAGAGCACAAGCAUUAGAACAGAUCCACUUCUUCCCCAGGCCCACUGGUUCUGGUUUUCUAUGCAGAUGGUUUGUUAGAUUCCGGGGGCGGGGUGGGGGGCUUGUUUUUCUGAGGGCAGUGUGAGCUUUGAGGGCUGCAUUUGGGAGGCAUUCCUUAGUUCCCUAGACUAGCCAGGAAAGUUUUGGGCAUCUAGGGCAACGGCCACCCAAUGAAUCUAGCCCACUAUUCACUGCUUUGUAUGCAUUCUUUUUUUUCUCCCUCUUUAAAAAAAAAAAAACCUUAAAAAAAAGUAAGUAGAUAGUGCUGAUAAACAUUUUAGCUCAUGGAACUUGGUUAGGUUGGCUGGGGAUACAGGUCCCCAAACUACCUCUUGCAGUAGCCAGGGUGAAGGAUUUCGUGAAGCGGUACUUUAGGUUUGGGGUGGGAUUGGAGAAGUGGGGCAGGAUCAGCAGCCUCUCAUCCCUCUCCCUUCCCUGUCUAAGAUCUCACAUUCCAUCUAUCACAGGGUUGUCAGGGAGAUGCUGUGGGUACCAAGGAACUCACUUGGCAAUCAGAGCAUCAUGCUUUGAGGGUGAGGUGCUCGGGCUAGGAGAGUGGAAUACCAUUCCAGAGGAAGAGCCACAAAAAUGCCUUAAUAUGAGCCCGUUUCUACCCCUGCUGAUGAGUGACUUAAGAGUUCUUGGUUUUCUCUUCUUGUCCUUCUUCCCUCCCCUCUGUCUUUCCAUGGGUGGGGAAAGGGUGUUUUGAGUAGAGCUUGAUUUCCAAAGCACCUGGCCUCUUCACAGUCUCAAGUGGCAGUUUCAUUUAGAAUGCAAAGUGGAACAUC